Messenger RNA from Frankliniella occidentalis (western flower thrips), 838 nucleotides. It is a transcript of the gene ND-ACP, whose product is annotated as acyl carrier protein, mitochondrial. Gene Ontology annotation, biological process: fatty acid biosynthetic process. Gene Ontology annotation, molecular function: acyl carrier activity; acyl binding. The record is from RefSeq and is a predicted model, not a curated record. NCBI's taxonomy places the organism in Eukaryota, Metazoa, Arthropoda, Insecta, Thysanoptera, Thripidae. Gene Ontology annotation, cellular component: mitochondrion. The transcript is spliced from 4 exons. The coding region runs from base 64 to 516 and encodes 150 amino acids.
CCGGGUGCUUCGGAAGUCGAGUCCAGUCGAUAGUUCUAGUUCAGUUUUGUCCUCUGCAGUAAAAUGGCCGCGCUGGUUCUCGGUGUUAAGAGAACUUUGGCACUCGGUGCCCGAGCUUUUCUAACAGUCGCACCUAAAGUGGCUGCUAGUAAUGCUCCUCAGAAAUUCAUCCACUCUAAGCAAUGGAAUGGAUACCAAAGUUCUUCGUUGUUGGUGUCGAAACAGACUGCUGACCUGAAAAGGUUCUACUCUGGAGGUGCACCUUUAACAUUAGAACUCAUUCGGGAUAGAGUACUUCUUGUUUUAAAGCUUUUUGACAAGGUUAACCCUGAAAAGAUAACUGUGGACUCUCAUUUCAUCAAUGACUUGGGUUUGGACUCUUUGGACCAUGUGGAAAUUAUCAUGGCUAUCGAGGAUGAAUUUGGAUUUGAAAUACCUGAUGGUGAUGCAGAGAAAUUGGCAAGGCCUGCAGAUAUAAUUCGUUACAUUGCUGAUAAAGAUGAUGUAUAUGAAUAAGUUACGAUUUCCUGUUAGCAUUUUAUUGUUAAAUAUGUACAUAAGUAGUGCUUAUGUAUCAGGGUGCUUAAUAUCCCUGAACAAUGGAGAGAAAUGUGCUACCAAAACCUAGCAAGUUUUGAACAAAGUGAUGAAUUUAAUUUUCAAUGGCAUACUGUUCUUUUCAUUACCCUGAAAUUACCACAUUGUAUCAAGAAUUUCCAUAACAGGCUGCGUGUAUCCUGUCCAAUUUGUUUAUGUAUGAUCUACACAUGAUCAGCAAAAAAACUUGCAUUGAGUUUGUCUUUUAUAAUUGUCAUAAAUAAAAAUUUUAAGUCAAGGA